Messenger RNA from Arabis nemorensis, 1365 nucleotides. NCBI's taxonomy places the organism in Eukaryota, Viridiplantae, Streptophyta, Magnoliopsida, Brassicales, Brassicaceae. The record is from the annotation of a GenBank genome assembly.
AUGCCCUCUUCUGGAAUUCGAUUUGGUUUAGGUUCUGAAUCUGACAGUGAUUUUUCAGACAGUGACUGUUCUGAUUGUGAGAUUUUCGAAGGUUCUCAUAGAGAGGUCCGCGAGCUGUGGGAGAAAGCUUCUUUGAAAAAAAUGAAGAAAGCAGGUAAAGCUGGUCUGAGUGAAGAGCCUGGUCCUUCUAAUCUCCACUGUGACACUAACUUUGGGCCUGGUUUUGAAUUUAGAACUGAACAACAUGAUCAAACAUCUUUCUUCUUUCCUGCAAGAAAUCCAGACGGCGGAAAAGAAGCCUCUUCAACUUUCUUCGGAACCGAGAAAUCAGGUAAAGCUGGUCCGAGUGAGAAGUCUGGUCCUUCAGAUCUCCACCAUGACACUAAUUCCAGGCCUGGUUUUGAAUUUAGAACUGAACAACAUGAUCAAACAUCUUCCUUCUUUACUGCAAGAAAUCCAGAUGGGGGAAAAGAAACCUCUUCUUUUUCCUUUGGAACUUAUAGUAGAAAGCCUAAUACAUCUCUAUUUGGUUCGGAAAUGGAGGAAGACAACCGAGCUAAAAACUGUGCUAACUCCAGUUCUUUCAGUAAACCGUCAAAAGAACCGAUACAUCAAAAUAGUUUUGAAGAAGUUGCGGAACAGCCAAGCACAGUGCAAGUUCAGUGUGAAACUCCAAAAUUGCCCAAAGAGAAUCAAAUGAAAAAGGCACCCAAAGUGAAUCAAAAGAAAAAGGCAGCAGAUCAGUCUUAUACCAAGGAAGUUGUAGAAGAAGAAGACGCCUCAAAAUCUUCUCCGCCACAGACCUCUGAUGGGGUUGAUUCUAUCCCAUCUACAAGUGGACAAGUGCAAGGUACAGCUCCUGCAGUUGAUAUCAUGCUUAGCAGAGAAAUGUUGAAGGAGACAGAUGAAUACAAGAAAGCACAAGAAGAAGAAUGGGAGUCCAGGCAACAGCAGUUACAGCUACAGGCAGAAGAAGCUCAGAGGGAACGUAAGAGAAGAAAGUUAGCAAACACGCGAAAGUUGGAGAUGGAAAGAAGGCAAAAGGAGAGGGUAGAUGAAGUGAGAGAGACACAGAAGAAGGAUGAGGAAAGCAUGAACAUGAAGGAACAAAUCCGUGCAGAAAUAACCAAAUCGCUUAAACUUCUUGAACUCAAAUCAUAUAACAUGGCGUCGUUGCUUCGAGGCUUAGGGAUUCCUGUUGGUGGUGGAGCAUCUCCUCUGCCACAAGAGGUGCACGCAGCGUACAAGCGAGCAGUUCUGAAAUUCCAUCCAGACAGAUCAUCAGGAGGUGACUUGAAACAGCAAGUUGAAGCUGAAGAAAAGUUUAAGCUUAUUGCUCGCAUGAAGGACAAAUUUAUAUCCUAA